Molecule: messenger RNA, 1592 nt
Organism: Geodia barretti
Lineage: Eukaryota; Metazoa; Porifera; Demospongiae; Tetractinellida; Geodiidae
Source: the annotation of a GenBank genome assembly
AUGGCAUGUGCGCCGGUGGUGACUCCCGACGAUCCGUUGUCGCAGCCUCCAGGAGGGCCGCCGGUGAGCCUGGUGGUAAGCAACAGCGACCUCGCAGUGGGAGACAACCGAUUGUCGUUCGGAUUGGUGGAUCGGGACUAUAUGCCGGUGCGCCCCGACGCCGUGGCGUUGCGCGCGGUGUACUACGAACCGGGAUCCGCGACGGGCCAGGUGCGGCACCGGACCGAGGCGGAAUUCCUGCCCUGGCCGCCGGAUGGCCGCCGGGGAGUGUUCAGCGCCAAUGUUUCUUUCGAUCGGGCAGGAACCGCCACCGGCGAUACCUUGGGCAUCUGGGAGUUGCAUGCCACGUUCGACUACGCUCAAUCGCCCGCAGCAGACGCGGAGCCUUUGACCAUAGGCUCGGUGGUGUCGGUGGCGGAGUCUCAUCGCGCGCCCUUCAUCGGUGACGCAGCGCCUCUAUCCGACACUCCUACGGGGAAGACCGCCGCGGACCUUGAAACCAUCAGCAGCAGCCCCGAACCGGAUCCGGCGCUGUAUCGAUUGUCGGUGGCGCAGGCGGUGCGGGCGGGAAAGCCGGCCGUAGUCAGCUUUGCCACGCCGGCUUUCUGCGUUACGGCGACGUGCGGUCCGCAGGUGGCGGAUCUAUCGGAACUGGCCGGAAGGUAUGAAGGGCAGGCCAGCUUCGUCCAUGUUGAGGUGUACCGCGACCCGCACCUGAUCAACCCCGCAGAUCCGGCGCGAGAGUUGGUUCCGGCCGUUUCCGAAUGGGGCCUCCGUAAAAUUCAGGCAACCAGGAGCAAAACUUUGGCCAACGUCACAGUAACGAUUGAGGGCGAUGUGGAGGAGGUGGUGGCGACGCUGAGGGGGAUGGCCGGUCGGGUUUCCGACCCGACCGUGGCUGUACCUACUGCAGCAGCAAGAGAAACGGCCGAUGAAGCAACAGCCGUUAGCAUAUUGCCGAAUGUUGGGACAGAAGAAGGAGAGCCGGACGAAACGACGGCUGAAGCAUCGGGAGCUGCCUGGAACGCGAGCUACGUCACAACGUUCUGGCGGAACCUGUCAGACACGGCGCGGCAGGCCAUGAUGAGGGUUUCCCGGUCGCCCAACUAUACUCAGAAGCGCGCCCAGCUAAUGCACACCCUGCGGCUCACACAGCGCGAACUGUCAGGGUCGCUGUCGAGCCAGGGUCACAGCCUGAACCGACUGAAGCGCCGUCGGGGUAACGUGGACCUGCCUCGGCCGUUGACUUACGACCGAACGGAAGACGCCUACGUUCUGGACUCCAAUUUCGCCAACGCGCUGCGUGAAUUGGGCAUGAGCUGAAGGCCCAUCGGGUCGCGCCGCCGCAGGGAGUACGCCUGCGGCGUCAACCACGGGCCGGCGCCGCGCAGACUCGCGGGACGCGUGCGGCUAGAAAUGGACGCCGCGUCCCGCCCCGCCGUCCACCGCUAUGGUCUGGCCGGUGAUCGCGGACGCCAGAUCCGAGCAGAGGAACGCCGCGAGAUUGGCGAUGUCAUCCGGCUCGAUCAUGCGGCCGAUUGGUAUUUCGCCAACUGAACCAGCCAGCUCCGCUUCCGAUGAGGUGUUGUUUC